AUGUAUAGAGGUUUUAAAACGGAAUGUCCAGAGGGCGUUGUGCACGAAGAUUCAUUUAAAGACAUUUACGCGAAGUUUUUUCCACAUGGGAACUCAGCGCUGUACGCACAUUAUGUUUUCAAGGCGUUCGACGUGAACUGUAGCGGCGCAAUAAGUUUUCGGGAGCUCCUCGUAACGCUAUCCACCCUACUUCGUGGUUCUGUGUACGAACGGCUGCGCUGGGCAUUCCGGUUGUACGACGUGGAUGGUGAUGGAGCGAUAACCCGGCAAGAGCUGGGUGAGGUGGUGGUGGCUGUUCAUGAACUGUUGGGGCGGCGGGCACCACCCGGAUCACCAGCGUCAAGGAUCGAUGACGCUAAAGCAAAUGAACAGGUCGACCGAGUGUUCAGGAAACUCGACUUGAAUCAGGACGGGACCGAUGUACCGGCGCGUGAGACUAGUCUCAUCACAGAUAUGCCACGGCACUGCCAGUGCCACCACGGGCUUCUACACAACAUGGCGGCCGCGUACCGUCUCCGCGCCACCCAGUACGCCCCGUACUUGGACACGCUCGAGCGUUUCUACUUCCGCGUCCUACGUCCCAACAUCAGCUCCUUGCUCAUCCUCCACUUCUAA
This is a messenger RNA of Leptosia nina, 615 nucleotides long. Lineage: Eukaryota; Metazoa; Arthropoda; Insecta; Lepidoptera; Pieridae. The record is from the annotation of a GenBank genome assembly.